AUCAACCGUGCAUCCAGAACGGUCCUGUCCAAUUCAAUACCCGCUUCAGUCCGGACGCGUCCCACAUUUUUUUCUUCCUAUAAAUUCGCCAAGUUGGCACCCAACAUUCCAUAUUUUUCACGCUCUUUUUUCGUAUUUCUCGUAUUCUAUUUCGCUAUGGCCUUCACCUACUUUGUCCUCCUGGACCUUUUCUGUGCAGUUACCACUCUUCUCAUCAUCCGACGCAUUCUUCAACCCAGGCCCUCUGCUCCUCUUCCCCCCGGUCCAGCUGGUCUGCCACUUGUGGGAAAUAUCCUUGACAUGCCUAUGGACAAUGAUUGGCUCACUUUUGCCAAGUGGGGUGAAAUAUAUGGCGAUAUUUCCUCCGUCACUGUCCUUGGCCAGACGAUGAUCAUUUUGAACUCUGCCCGCGCGGCUGUCGAUAUGCUUGACAAGAAGAGUGCGAUCUACUCUGACCGGCCUACCCUUCAAAUGGGAGGCGAACUUGUCGGCUGGAAGAACACUCUUGUUCUGCUGCCCUAUGGCGACCGGUUCCGCCGCUACCGCAGAAUAUUUUACAGCCUUAUCGGCUCUCAGGCGACAAUGAAACGGUACCAUCCACCUCAAGAACUGGAGACGCGCCGUUUCCUUCGUCGGGUCCUUUCCAAGCCUGAAGAACUUGCUGCUCAUGUUCGCAAAACUGCCGGAGCCGUCGUUUUGCGCAUCUCUCACGGAUAUGAAGUCAAAGAGAACGAUGAUCCAUUCGUCCGACUUGCAGAUCAAGCCACCGAGCAAUUUUCGGCUGCAACUAAAGCUGGAGCCUUCAUCGUGGACCUGGUUCCUGCUCUUCGGCAUGUACCUGAUUGGUUCCCCGGCGCGGGAUUCAAACAGAAAAGUAAAGCUUGGGGGGCCACGCUUCAGGAAAUGGUUGAACAGCCACACAAUUUUGUCAAGCAACAAGUCGCUGCUGGAACGGCUGUUCUCUCCUUCACUUCUUCGAUGCUGGAAAGCAAACGUCUAAGCGCCGAAGAGGAAUUCGAUCUUAAAUGGUCUUCUGCGUCUCUAUACAGCGGUGCCGCUGACACUACCGUGUCUUCGAUAUACGCGUUAUUCUUAGCGAUGGCCUUGUUUCCUGAUGUUGCCAAAAAAGCUCAAGCGGAAAUCGAUGCCGUCGUAGGCAAUGACAGGUUGCCUACAUUCGCCGACCGUGAACAUCUUCCUUACGUCGAUGCUCUCGCCAAGGAGGUUUUACGAUGGAACACCGUCGUCCCUACAGGUGUCCCGCAUCGUGUAAUGCAAGAUGACAUCCACACAGACAGCAAGGGAAAUACUUAUUUCAUACCAAAAGGCGCUCUCGUCGUCGCAAAUAUCUGGAAACUGACCCACGAUUCGAAGACGUACACGAACCCAAUGGAAUUCAACCCGGACCGGUUCAUUCCCUCCGAGAGUAGAAAGGCGGAGCCUGACCCUGGCCAGUUAUGUUUCGGUUUCGGUAGACGCAUCUGUCCAGGAUUACACCUCGCCGACGCAUCGAUUUUCAUAUCGUGUGCGAUGUCCCUGGCAGUGUUUGAUAUAUCCAAAUGCGUCGAAAAUGGCGUCGUAGUUGAACCUCUUCAUGAACAGACUUCGGGGACGAUAAGCCACCCAAAACCCUUCAAAUGCGACAUCAAACCGCGUUCUCACAAAGCAAUUUCUCUUAUUCAAGCCGAUGAGAUGAUGUAGUUGAUCUCCUAACAGUCGUUAUUUAUCUUGGAAGAACGAUGUACAACUGAAUUAUUUCGUAUCUUGUCCUUGUUUUUAUAACAUUCAUUAUUGUUCGAUAUCUUAUGUAUUUAUUGGCCGGUUUUCACAAUGUGCGGUAUUUAACAAUGUAUUACAGCCAUUCUCGAUUUAUGCAGCUAGCGAAUG
Molecule: messenger RNA, 1887 nt
Organism: Desarmillaria tabescens
Lineage: Eukaryota; Fungi; Basidiomycota; Agaricomycetes; Agaricales; Physalacriaceae
Product: cytochrome P450
Exons: 12
Coding region: 157-1701 (514 amino acids)
Molecular function (GO): heme binding; iron ion binding; monooxygenase activity
Source: RefSeq, a predicted model, not a curated record